Molecule: messenger RNA, 393 nt
Organism: Rhizopus microsporus ATCC 52813
Lineage: Eukaryota; Fungi; Mucoromycota; Mucoromycetes; Mucorales; Rhizopodaceae
Exons: 1
Coding region: 1-393 (130 amino acids)
Source: RefSeq, a predicted model, not a curated record
AUGAAUACUGAGAACAAUGGUUACGAUCAAGUUGAAUCCCCGGCAUGUGCCAUGAAAUCCUUUAACCGCCCUUCCCCCUUGGAAGUUAAGUUCGUGUCUUCCCCCUUCUUACAGGAAGACCCCAACGUGAUCGUUCGGUCUCCCGGAGCUGAUUUCACUCCUUCUUCAGUUCUUUUGGAACAUUGUCCCUUAAUUGAGGGAGAUUUCUUUAGUCGUCCUCUUCCGAAUAUUGAGCGCUGGCGUUUUCUCUUUGAGUGCCCUAAGAACACCAUUCGUUCCUACGACCUACCUGAAUUCAAUAAGGUUAACCUGUCAAGCCCCGCUCGUCGCUUCGACACUCAACUGCAUGAUAUCCAGUAUCGUCUCUCUGAUCCUACUCACUCUAUUGACUGA